Messenger RNA from Theileria parva strain Muguga, 1692 nucleotides. Its product is annotated as SVSP family protein. The record is from RefSeq and is a predicted model, not a curated record. Lineage: Eukaryota; Apicomplexa; Aconoidasida; Piroplasmida; Theileriidae. The coding region runs from base 1 to 1692 and encodes 563 amino acids. The transcript has a single exon.
AUGAACAAAAAUAUUGUGUAUAAUUUUAUAUUAAUAUUUAUAAUAAUAAAAUGUGUCAAAUCACAAGACAAUGAUCCUGAUCAACCAUCUGAAGAUGAUGAUGAAGAAGAUGAGUAUAAUUUUGAAGUUUCAGAUGUAGAUGAAAUAAUUGAGGAAGAAACUGGUGGACUUAUCAAUCCUCAAUACCAACCACAAUAUCAACAAAUAGAAGAAUCUCAAUAUCCAACCCAACCACAGACUCAGCCCCAACAAUAUCCAGGAUAUCUACCAGAAUCACAAGGAUAUCAACCUGAAUAUCAGUAUUAUCCAGGAUAUCAGCAACAACAGCAACAAUAUCAAACUGAUACUUAUGGGUAUUAUCAACCUCCAGCACCUACUCAACAAGUACCACAACAACUGGAUCAGUACUAUGAUCAAUAUGAAUCAACACCUCAGGUACCUCAACAUCCAGAUCAGUAUUAUCAGCAUUAUGGACCCACUACGCCUAUUCAACCGAGUCAACCUCAACCUCAACCACAACCACAACAACAACCAAGUUAUCAGUAUUACGAUCCUUAUAAUCCUACUCAACCUCAACAACCAGAACAGUAUCAUGAACCUAGUCAUCCUCCACAGCAACCAUCCUAUCAAUAUUACGAACCACCUCAACCUACUCAGCAACCAAGUUAUCAGCAUUAUGAACCUAGUCAUCCUACUCAACCACAAUCAACUUAUCAGUAUUAUCAACCUACUACGGCUCCACCGCCUCAGCCACAAGUACCACAACCACAGUAUCAGUAUUAUUUACCACCACCAACUCAACCACAAACUACAGAUGAUGAUGAAAAUUUUUAUGUGACAGAACAUGAUCAAGUACAUCAAGUGCCUUCUACAGGUGAUCCUGAGUUUAUAUAUGGACCAAGUCAACCGCCAACACAAUAUCCCAUUCCACCUCAACAAACUAUUGGUGAAAGUACUGAACAACCAAUUAAACCGCGAAAAAGAGCAACAAAGAGAAAAGAUCCUCGAACGCCAGAAAAACAAGGUGAUGAACAACCGAUUAAGCUAAAAAAGCCUAGGUAUAUUAAAAAAACUAAACAUAUCAACUUUUAUAAAAGAGGUCAUCUGGGAAUGCUUGUAGAAAUGAAUGAGAGUGACUAUAAUGUUACACAUAGUGAUGAAGAUAAGACAAAAUAUCUAUUCAAUGCAAAUCUUGAGCAGAUAGAAUCUGAUGGUGAGGUAGUCUACGAGCAUUUAUACGGAAUUCCAUAUUGUUCAUCAUUAACUCACAGUAAAAGAACAAACGUUAUUAUCAUUACUAAUAUUCAAGGGUUUAUAUUAAUUAAAAAAACUAAAGGGUUAUGGGAAAGGACUGAUGCUAAUAUCCCAGAUUACGUAACAUUGUUUAGUGAGGAUUCUGAUGGUGAACUGAUGUUUUUGAGUAAAGAGCAUUACAAUAUAAUUUUCACUUCAAAUGCAUCCUUUAGAUACGAAAUGUUGCCAGGUGUAGAAUGCCAUAAAAUAGUUGUUGACGGUCUAGUGGCAUGGGAGAAAACUGAAGAGGAUGAAGGUUUCCCUCUAGUUUUUUAUGUUACACCAAAAUUAACUGUUAAAGUUAACUUUGAAGGAUAUUUCAAAGUGUUUGAAAGGAGAGGUAGCAAAUAUACUCGCUUGUUCACUAAGUCUAGUGUCGGAGGAUCUAAAUAUCACUAA